This is a messenger RNA of Lates calcarifer (barramundi perch), 3670 nucleotides long. It is a transcript of the gene acsl1a, whose product is annotated as acyl-CoA synthetase long chain family member 1a. Gene Ontology annotation, biological process: long-chain fatty acid metabolic process; very long-chain fatty acid metabolic process; long-chain fatty-acyl-CoA biosynthetic process. Gene Ontology annotation, cellular component: endoplasmic reticulum; membrane. The record is from RefSeq and is a predicted model, not a curated record. Gene Ontology annotation, molecular function: arachidonate-CoA ligase activity. Lineage: Eukaryota; Metazoa; Chordata; Actinopteri; Centropomidae.
AAGAGUACUACAGUAAAUGUACUUAGUUACUUUCCACUGAACGUAUGUAAAGUAAUAAUAGUAAGUUUCAGUUUGUGUGAACAGGAUGUGGUUUCUUGUGUCAGCUUAAACACAUUAUACUAUAUGUGAUCUAUGCAUAGCCGCAUUUGUCACGACAGUAUUGACCAAUCACAGCACGUCUCUCAAACUUUAGGACAAAGCAACGCCGUCUGUGAUUGGCUGAGCUCUGCACCAGCUGAACAGACUGUAGACCGCCUGCUGCUGCUGCUGUUGCUUCUUCAAGGAUCAGGUUUAAGUCUCCGGAUUCGCCGCUGCACACAGGGUCAGUGCAGAACAGCCAUGCAGGCUCAGGAAGUCCUGAGACAGCUGCGCAUUCCCGAGCUGGAUGACGUUCGGCAGUACGUGCGUGGGUUGCCCACCAACGCGCUCAUGGGAAUGGGUGCUUUCGCUGCCAUCACCACCUACUGGUUUGCCACCCGGCCAAGAGCCCUCAAACCGCCCUGUGACCUCGGCCUGCAGUCAGUGGAAAUACCAGGUGGAGAACGUGCGAGAAGAUCAGUGCUGAACGACAGCGACAAACACAUGACACACUUCUACAAUGACGCACGCACAAUAUAUGAGGUGUUCCAGCGAGGGCUCAGAGUAUCGAAUAACGGACCUUGUCUAGGAUCAAGAAAACCGAACCAGCCGUAUGAGUGGCAGUCUUACAGAGAGGUGGCAGACCGAGCGGAGAAUGUCGGCUCUGCUCUCCUUCACAGAGGACACUCUCACACAGGAGACAAGUUCGUUGGUAUUUUUUCCCAGAACAGGCCGGAGUGGACCAUUUCAGAGCUGGCCUGUUACACAUACUCCAUGGUGGCAGUCCCACUGUACGACACACUCGGCACAGAGGCCAUCGCCUACAUUAUCGACCAAGCUGCCAUCUCAACAGUGAUCUGCGAUGUGCCCGAAAAGGCUCGGCUGAUUCUGGACUGUGUCGGCGGGAAAGGGCGAACAGUGAAGACCAUUGUGCUCAUGGAGGCGUUUGACAGCGACCUGGUCACCCGCGGCCAGGAGAGUGGCAUCGAGAUCCUGAGUUUGAAGGACUUUGAGGCCUUGGGUAAAGCCAACCACCGGGAACCAGUGCCCCCUAAACCAGAGGACCUUGCACUUAUCUGCUUUACGUCUGGAACCACAGGAAACCCUAAAGGUGCAAUGCUCACUCACGGAAAUGUUAUCUCCAACACCGCAGCUUUCAUUAAAGUGACAGAGGGCUCACUGAAGCCCAGCAAUAAAGAUGUGCUCAUCUCCUUCCUCCCUUUGGCCCAUAUGUUUGAGAGGGUGGUGGAGGGCGUCAUCCUCAUCCACGGAGCUCGAAUCGGCUACUUCCAGGGAGACAUUCGACUUCUGAUGGAUGAUUUGAAAACGCUGCAACCAACAGUCUUCCCUGUGGUCCCACGUCUCCUCAACCGCAUGUUUGAUAAGGUAUUCGGUCAGGCCAAUACACCGCUGAAAAGAUGGCUGCUCGAUUUUGCCUUCAGGAGGAAGGAGGCAGAGCUGAAAAACGGCGUGGUCAGAAAAGACAGCAUGUGGGACAAACUCAUUUUCAAAAAAGUCCAGGCGAGUCUGGGCGGUCGCGUGAGACUCAUGAUUACAGGAGCAGCGCCGGUGUCACCGACCAUCCUGACGUUCCUGCGAGCUGCACUGGGCUGUCAGUUUUAUGAAGGCUACGGUCAAACUGAAUGUACAGCUGGGUGCUCCAUGUCAAUGCCUGGAGACUGGACAGCAGGUCACGUCGGACCUCCUCUGCCCUGCAACUCUAUCAAACUGGUGGAUGUGGCAGAAAUGAAUUACCUGUCAGUCAAUGGAGAGGGAGAGGUGUGUGUCAAAGGACCAAAUGUCUUCCAGGGAUACCUGAAAGACCCAGAGAAAACAGCUGAGGCAAUUGACAAGGAUGGAUGGCUGCACACAGGAGACAUUGGGAAAUGGCUUCCUAAUGGCACUCUGAAGAUUAUUGACCGAAAGAAGCACAUUUUCAAACUGGCACAGGGAGAAUACAUCGCCCCUGAGAAAAUAGAAACCAUCUAUAAUCGCAGUGAUCCAGUGGCCCAGAUAUUUGUUCAUGGUGACAGUUUACAGGCAUGCCUGGUGGGGAUUGUGGUGCCUGAUCCAGACUUUUUACCUAUUUGGGCCAAGAAAAAGGGGAUUGAAGGAUCCUACUCUGAACUGUGCAAUAACAAGGAUGUGAAGAAAGCCAUUCUGGAGGACCUCCUGAGGCUGGGCAAAGAAGCAGGACUCAAGUCUUUUGAACAGGUGAGAGAUAUCGCACUACAUCCUGAGAUGUUUUCUGUCCAGAACGGUCUCCUGACACCCACCCUGAAGGCUAAGAGGGCUGAGCUUCGGAGCCGCUUCAGAGAGCAGAUCGACGAACUUUACGCCAAAAUUAAGAUGUAAGCUGGGGAUCGAGGAGUAAUGUACGGAGGUGACAAUCACUUAGAGCACACAGCCAGAACCAAAUAGUCUAGUGAAGGGGGUUUUCUGUGAUUAUCUUUGCAAUUUUGUGGGGUCUUCUUCUGUACAAACUGGAUAAUAAAUCUCAGUUUGAAGUAUGUAUUGUUGUCUCCACUUUAAUUAUGAUUGUACAGCUAAAUUACUCCCCACUAUCACUGGCUAAUUAAUUUAGAUUAUCCAAGAACACAUCAUUGUGUUACUGGAGUAGCAAGAGUAAUUGUUAAAAUUUUAAAUACACACACACACACACACACACACAAUGGGGAAAUGUGACUUGCUGAUGCCUUAACUGCCAAUAAGUCUGACUCUUUCAUGGUCAGAAAAGUCCAACUGCUGCAAACAUUUCUGUCAGGUUUAAUUCUUUGGAGUCAGAAUGAAAUCCUAUAAAUAUGCUUUUACAACAGUGACAAAUAUUGACUAUUUAUAUACCAGACUAUUUAAUGUUUUGGUUAUCUAUUUAAGCUGAUAUUUAAUGUAAUCGUUAAACCUGUAAAUAGUGUAUCUGCUGAAAAUUUGUACGCAGAGUAUUGUGCCUGAUACUCCGUAUUGUUAAUUCCCUGCAUUCCCAUGUUUCUCAGAGCUGUGGGCUAAAGGACUAAUGAAUCUGUUCUAGUGCACUAUUAAGUUAAAGGCCUACAGGGAAUCAUGUUGCCUGACAGAUGUUUUGUGCUUUUGUUUUGUUUUCUUUUAACGCUGCAUGGAAAAUGCUCAAUGUUACAAAACUGUGCGAGCAGUUUUUCCUCCUUUCAAGUUUCAGUGCUACAAGCUACACAAUAAAAGGUACAUUCUAUCACUUGUAGGAUACGCAAGUAUUCAGGGGAAAUAUUUGGAAAGACUGGUGUCAUGUUUCAUUUCAAGAAGCUAGUUUUUCUAAAUUAAUUCCAGGUCCUUGUCAUUUUAGCGUUUUAGAUUAACUGUCAGUGAUGGUCCACGAAAGAGAGACGGAACGGCAUUUCAGCUGUUUAACAAAAAAACUUUGUUGUAAAUUCAGAUGUUUUUGCUGAAUUGUGAUCAUUACGCACAUCUAAUAAUGUCAAGGACUCAUUGACAGUUCAAGCCAUAUUGUUAAUCGUUUUGUUUAAGACUCUUAUGAAAAGGGUAACAGUGCAGUUUUGUGCUGGAGUUACAAGUACAGUAUCUAUAUUUGUCAACUGUACCAAAUAAAUACUUUCAUCAAAAA